Empidonax traillii (willow flycatcher) is the source of this 1886-nucleotide messenger RNA. It is a transcript of the gene CUNH12orf43, whose product is annotated as chromosome unknown C12orf43 homolog. The record is from RefSeq and is a predicted model, not a curated record. Bases 1 to 864 code for a protein of 287 amino acids. Gene Ontology annotation, biological process: Wnt signaling pathway; negative regulation of Wnt signaling pathway; Spemann organizer formation. NCBI's taxonomy places the organism in Eukaryota, Metazoa, Chordata, Aves, Passeriformes, Tyrannidae. The transcript is spliced from 6 exons.
AUGCCGCGCGCCUGCAGCAUGGCGGCGCCCAGGGGCGGCUCGGGCCCGGUCCCCGACACCGGCAGCAGCUCAGACUCGGACUCGGAGGGCGGCGGCGAGGCCGCGGUGCGGUUCCGGGAGGCCGCCUGGGACUGUGCGGCGCAAGCGGCGGUGGCGGCACCACGGGCGGAGCCGCGCGGUGGUGGCUCUAGGAAGGAUCGGUUACAGCCCAAGGAUCAACCAAGCCUGAGGCGGGAGGUGAAUGGCCGGCAGGAGGGGGACAACGAGCUCCACACAACCCCAGAGUUCAGAGCACACGUGGCCAAGAAACUGGGAGCGAUGCUGGACAGUUUCAUCACUGUCUUCAAGGACUCAUCAGGACCUUCUCAGACCUCUGUGCCACAAUCUGACUCUGCAGACGAUGGUUUUCGGCUCUUCUCUUCCUCUGUCCCUGGAGACUGUGGGGAACCAGAGCCUUGCCCUGCAGCCAGGAGAAGGCGCCCAGUGAGCUCCAGUGACACGGACAGUGACCAGGAGUGGGAAAGGUUCCAGGAGGCUGCUGUGUCAGCUGCAGAUAUUCUGAAGCAAAGUGCUUUUCCUGCACUGCCCCAGGAUUCCAGCCAGGAUCAGAGUCAGGGCUGUGUAGAGCACACCCAGAAAAAAAAGAAGAAGAAGAAGAAGAAGAAGAAGAAGAAGAAAAUGAAGGGAGAGAACAAUAUUCAAGAGAAAAGAAUAGACCCAGCAGGGUGUGACCAGAUCUGCAAAGAUUUGCCUCAGUUGGUGUCUGCAAAUGGACAGCAGGAGAGACAGAACAGCAAUCAUGGAGACAACUCAGUGCUGCCAGGAGCUGUGAAGAAGAAAAAGAAGAAGAAAAAAUUAGAAUGAUGAUUUUACUCUGCAAACAGCAGGCGCUUGUGAUGGAUGAGGGAAACUGAAAGAAAAUCCAACAACCAGAGUUGCUGAAGAGCAGGGAAAAUUAAUUGGCAAAGCUUCUGUUCUAAAAGCUCAGUGGCCUGAGAGACUAAUUAAGUGACUUCCUGUGCUGUUGGCACCCCUGAGGAAGGGAACAUUGUUCUUCUCACACAGCACUUGUCUGUGCUGCUGCUUGUGCAGGCCAAGCCUAAAAGGACGAAAUCCUGUGCCAGCCUUGUGUGUCAGAGGGGUGUAAUCACAGCUGCAUCCCUCCUGCUCUGCCUCUUCACAUCACGAAACCAAAUCUGAUGUCCUGGAGAAAGUACAGGAUGAAUUGAAUUUGGUUUACAUGGCAACAGGUGAUCAACUCCCUUUUCUCUUUGCCUCUUGUAGGCGCCUACUAAGAAUAACUCCAGCCCGUGGGAGACUCAUUUAUCAAAAGCAUCCUUUCAGAUACCAGGGCCCCCUUAUUUUUUUCCUGUGAUCAUCAUAACAAUCUGUUGUUGAAACCUGCAGUGUUACUAAUCCCUCUGCAAUCUGCAACCUCUGCAGGGCCCCAGCACAUACACGGUGUGCAGUGAGCUGAUGUCAGGGUUGGUGUAAAUGGCUCCUGCUGUUCAGUUGUGUCCACUGACAUUUUUUUUUCAUGUAUAGUUUUUUAUGGCAUCUGUUGUUAUUAAAUUCUGUUACGCUAUUGGGCUCAUUUAAUUUGGUAGGUUUUGUGCAGCAAUGGCUUUCUUGGUGUGUUUGGAUUCUCCCCAGCAGAGACAGAGAUGUCUGAGGGUGGCUCUUGAGCUGCUGUGAAAUUGCUACAGGAAGGACUUAAGCCUAAUUUAAAAAUUAGGACUGUUUCAGUCCUUGGUUGGGUUGAUGAUUUUUGUCUCCAAAAUAUUGAGGUUUGGUGGUUUUUGGUAUAACUCUUAGUCUCUUUAUGCUUCAGUUCCAGCCUUUCAGGAAAUUACCUGUUACUAAUAAAUAUUCUUCUUCUCUGUUAA